Schistosoma turkestanicum is the source of this 753-nucleotide messenger RNA. NCBI's taxonomy places the organism in Eukaryota, Metazoa, Platyhelminthes, Trematoda, Strigeidida, Schistosomatidae. The record is from the annotation of a GenBank genome assembly.
AAAAGACUGUGAUUAAUUCUCUCAACAUAUAUUUGUUAAAAACAAAAUUGUGUGAUUCAAUCAAACACGCUGGUUCCAAUCAUAAUUUUGUACGCAUUUUAUAAUGUUUUCGUUUUAAUGAAUCACUUGUAUACAUAUUGAAAAGAUUACAAUUUUUUUUCACUUGAUCAUUCAAAAUUUCAUUAUAGUUUCAUUGACAAAAAUGAAAGAAUAUGAAAUGGCCGUAAUAAAAAGUGCAAUGCCUGAAGCUUUGGAAGAGUUUGCCGCUCAAGUAGCAUCCGAAGCAAUUGUCAUGGAUACCGAUAUGAGUGGUAUUGCUCAUUUUAUCAAAAGAAAUUUCGAUAGGAAAUACAAAACUACAUGGCAAUGUGUGGUUGGCAAGAAUUUUUGUGGGUCUUUCACUCAUGAACCAGAUGAUUUUAUUCACUUUAAGCUAGAAGAUCUGACAUUUUUGGUCUUUCGAACAACUAAAUCAAAACAAUGAGUAUUUCAAUCCAAGCCCGGUGCUACUAAAUGAGCCGUUUCAAUUCCUGAUACUGAUUUCAGACAUUUGUAAUUUCUGAUAUGCUAUUACUUUAAAAAAAUUAUGACUAUUGUGCAAAAUAAUUCUUGAAAAUUUUUUUUAAAAUAAAAAUUAACCGAACUAUGAAUAGUUUUCCCAUGGAUUUCUCUAUUAAAACGUUACUUUAUUUUGAGUGUUUAGAUCGAAAAUUUGUCAUAGACUUAUCUAGGUUAAUAUAAAAUUGUCACUAC